Molecule: messenger RNA, 1312 nt
Organism: Ostrinia furnacalis (Asian corn borer)
Lineage: Eukaryota; Metazoa; Arthropoda; Insecta; Lepidoptera; Crambidae
Gene: shv
Product: DnaJ heat shock protein family member shriveled
Exons: 5
Coding region: 111-1172 (353 amino acids)
Biological process (GO): protein maturation; protein folding
Cellular component (GO): endoplasmic reticulum
Molecular function (GO): misfolded protein binding
Source: RefSeq, a predicted model, not a curated record
UGUCAAAUCAUAAUAGUACGUCAAAAAGUCGAAAUGUGUAGAAUUGUAAAGUAGAUAUUUGGACAAUUUUUUGGACAUUUACAGCAUAGAAGUUCCUAAUAUUAGAAAAUAUGGUAACUAAUACUGCGCUCCUAUGUAUUAUUUAUUUUACAUCCGCCUUAGUACUGACUUUAGCGGGCCGCGACUUUUAUCAAAUACUUGGUGUAUCCCGAUCGGCUAGCACAAAUGAAAUCAAAAAAGCUUACAGAAAGUUAGCAAAAGCGCUACAUCCAGAUAAAAAUCAAGAUGAUCCAGAUGCAUCACAAAAGUUCCAAGAUUUGGGCGCGGCAUACGAGGCUCUCGCAGAUCCUGAAAAACGUGAGUUGUAUGACCGCUGCGGCGAAGAUUGCCUCAAGAAGGAUGGUAUGAUGAACAACAAUGAUCCUUUCGCUAGUUUCUUUGGUGAUUUCGGAUUUCACUUCGGUGGCGAGCCCCAACAACAUGAGACCCCCAGGGGUGCAGAUGUAAUCAUGGAGCUAACAGUUUCAUUAGAAGAGCUUUAUAAUGGCAAUUUCAUUGAAAUAACUCACAACAAGCCAGUAAUCAAACCCACCUCAGGAACAAGAAAAUGUAACUGUAGGCAGGAGAUGGUUACUCGAAAUCUUGGUCCAGGGCGCUUCCAAAUGAUGCAACAAACAGUUUGUGAUGAGUGCCCUAAUGUUAAAUUUGUUAAUGAGGAAAGGGUGCUGGAAAUAGAGGUAGAGGUUGGUGCUCCGGACGGCCACAAGUCCCGACUUCGAGGAGAGGGUGAACCUCAUGUGGAUGGAGACCCCGGUGACUUGAUAGUUGUGUUGAAAACUGAAAGACACCCACAGUACACCCGAAGAGGUGAUGACCUUUACACAAAUGUUACCAUUACUUUGCAGGAUGCAUUGACAGGAUUCUCCAUGGACUUAGUCCACUUAGACGGACACAAAGUGACAGUAUCGCGCGACAAAGUGACGUGGGCGGGAGCCCGCGUCCGCAAGAAGGGUGAAGGCAUGCCCAACUUUGACAACAACAACCUUCAUGGGAACCUCUAUGUGACUUUUGAUAUUGAAUUCCCUAAGCAAGAAUUCACUGAUGAGGAAAAAGAAGCUUUGCGGAAAAUACUUAACCAGUCACCAAAUAACAAAGUGUACAAUGGACUAUAGUAGCACACUGCCAAUUAAUUUAUUUAAGUAGUGAAUUGAGUGGAACUGUAUGAUCAAAGAUGUGUAUGUGAUGCCAGAAUAUUGUGUUACUUGUGCAAGAAUGUGAUUCUUUUAUAAAAUAAACAUACUCAUGAAGUAAC